Nycticebus coucang (slow loris) is the source of this 7003-nucleotide messenger RNA. RefSeq names its product abhydrolase domain containing 18 (gene ABHD18). The transcript is spliced from 7 exons. Bases 2449 to 3336 code for a protein of 295 amino acids. The record is from RefSeq and is a predicted model, not a curated record. NCBI's taxonomy places the organism in Eukaryota, Metazoa, Chordata, Mammalia, Primates, Lorisidae.
CCACCUUAGCCUUACAAAUAGCUGGAAUUACAGUAAUGAGCCACUGUUGCUGGCUGAAGAUAAACUUCUACUUUAUAGUCUUUCAAAAUGAUGAACUUUGAAGGCAAUAUUUUGCAUUUCCAUAAUCCAUACUGUGUUUGGUUUUGUCAUUCAGUAAAUAUUUGACCCUAGACACUGUGAAGACAGCAAUAAUAAGACAACAUCCUCUCAGUCUAGUAUGAGAAAUAGAUGACAAUAAGAUGAUUUCAGAUAUUUAUCAGUGCCAUGAGGGAAAUAAUGUAGAGCAGUGGGAUAAAGAAUUAUAGGGAGUGCAGUAAAAGAUCAGUAUUAUUAUACAUGAGAACAUGAUAUGGUAAGAGCCACCCAAAUGAAAACCUAGAGGAAGAUCAGCCACAGGGAAGCAACAGUAAAUGAAAAGCCCAAUGUAAGCACAAGGAGGAGAGAGUAGUAUAAGAUGAGAUCAGAGAGGUAAACAAGGGCCAGAUUAGGAGGCAUCAUGCUGUGAAUUUUACUGAAAGUGCAAAGGGGGAUAUCUAAAGCAGCGGUUCUCAACCUGUGAGUCGGGACCCCUUUGGGGGUCGAACAACCCUUUCUCAGGGGUCGCCUAAAACCAUCACAUACACCCCAUACAAAUGCAGGUGUAUGAAAAUAAUUUUAUGGUUGGGGGUUACCACAACAGGAGGAACUUUAUUGAAGGGUUGCAGCAUUAGGAAGGUUGAGAACCACUGAUCUAGAGAAUUUUAAGCAGAUGAGUGGCCUGAUUUGUUUAGAGGCUUAUUUUGGUGGAAGUGAAAUAGUAGGACUUUUUUAUGAAUUGGAUGUUGUGAGUGAGAAAUCAAAAGUUUCGACUUGAAGAUAUUAAAUUUGUGAUCUCUGUUAUACAUGUAAGUGGAAGAAGUCAACUAGAGAGUGCUGGAGAUGUAGAUUUGGAAGUCAUGGCUGGGCAAGGUGGUUCAAGCCAGUAAUCCCAGCACUUUGGGAGGCCGAGGACGGUGGAGCUUAGGAGUUUGAGGUCAGCCUAAGGAAGAGCUGGACUAUCUCUACUAAAAAUAGAAAAAAAAAGACUAGCUGGAUGUUGUGGCUGGCGCCAGUACCCUGAGCUACUUGGAAAUCUGGGGCAAAAGGAUUGCUUGAACCCAAGAGUUUGAGAUUGCUGUGAGCUAUGAUGUCACAGCAUUGUACCCAGGGUGACAGAGUCAGACUCUGUCUCACAAAUAAAUAAAUAAAAGGGAUAGAUUUUAAGUCAUAUGUUCUAUGCAAUCACAGUAUGAAAGAAGUGUAGAUAAAAGUGGAGUGGGGUAGAGCUAAACCUGUGUAGAAUGAAGGAUAGUUUAGAAUGAAAAUUGAUAGUUUAUAAUGAACUUUCUGAAACUUUGUAAAAAAGUUUAAGUCCGUGGGCAGCCCCUGUGGCUCAACAGAGUAGGCCCCAUAUGCCGGAGGUGGCGGGUUCAAAACCAGCCCUGGCCAAAAACUGCAAAAAAAAAAAAAAAAAGUUAAAAGUCUGAGCUAAAUAUUUCAAGAAUUUUCACUCUGGAAUCCAAACUUAAAUUCAGAACUUGGUGUCAUUUUUACCCUAUCUAUAGGCUGGUUAAAAACCAAAAGUUUUAUUGAGAUGUAGUGAGAGGUAGCCUGAGUUUAAUAGAAACACUGACUCUUGAGUCAUACAGACAUAGGUUGGAAUUGUAACUUGCUCUUUACUAAUUGUUUGACCAUGGCCUCUCUAAAUAUCAGUCAUAUCACUUAUAAAAUGGGAAUACUAUGUAAUUUCUUCCAUGCAUAAUAAUUGUGACAGUUAUGAUGUUGACAAACUAUCCUAUGUGUAUCAUAUACUAUAUACUCAAGAAAUAUAAUAAUGGUCCAACUGUUUGAUUUUUCUCAAAUAAUUCAUCAUAAGUAAGAAAUUGCUUACAAUUUAAAUCACAAAGUUUGGUAGAUAUGGGGGGUGGGGGUUAUGCCUAUAAUCCUAGCACUUUGGGAGGUUGAGGCAGGAAGAUCACUUGAGCCCAGGAGUUCAAAACUGGCUAUGACAACAUAGCAAAACCCUCCUCUCUAUAAAAGUCAUGGUGGUACAUGCUUGUAGUCCCAGGUACUUGGAAGGCUGAGGGAGGAGGAUCACUGGAGCCCAGGAGUUUGAGGUUACAGUGAGCUAUGAUUACACUACUGAACUCUACCCUGGGCAACAGAGCAAGACCCUGUUUCUAAAACGAGUCAGUCAAGCACAAAGUUACUGCUCUCUAUUUCUCUUUCUCUCUUAAGGGCAUGUUGGCUUCAUGGACAACUUUCUUUUUAAAAAAAAAAAGCCAUCUUGGCUGGGCACGGUGGCUCACACCUGUAAUUCUAGCACUCUCGGAGGCUGAGGCCAGUGGAUAGCUUGAGCUCACAAGUUCGAGACCAGCCUGAGCAAAAGCUAGAAGGUCCAGCUUAAAAAACGUGUCUGACCUUUUUGUGAUGGGAGGAGCUCUUGUUUUAGAAUCUGCAGCUCUCUUGCACUGGCUAGAGAGGGAGGGUUAUGGACCUCUAGGAAUGACCGGAAUAUCCAUGGGAGGACACAUGGCUUCCUUAGCAGUAUCCAACUGGCCUAAGCCCAUGCCAUUGAUUCCAUGUCUGUCCUGGUCCACAGCAUCUGGGGUCUUCACUACGGGUGUAUUGAGUAAAUCGAUUAAUUGGAGGGAGCUGGAAAAACAAUAUUAUACCCAGACAGUUUAUGAAGAAGAAAUUUUUCACAUGCUUGAAUACUGUGGAACAGAUUCUUUCAAAAUGGGACAAGAGUUUGUGAAACACUUCCCUACCAGUGCAGACAAGCUAACUAACCUUAAUCUGGUUUCCAGAACUUUAAAUAUAGAUGUAACAGACCCAGUUGUAUCCCAAAAACCUGCUGAGUGCCAUAAUUCUAGUAAAACAUCUAUCAGUGGCACAUCAGAAAGACUCUUAUUACAAGAUGCCUCUAAGAUGGAGUACUUCAAUCAAAAACUUUCAACCAACAAAAGUAGUUAUGCAAGUACCAACCCUCAGUCAUGCCACCUACUCAGUAAAGAACAAAGAAGAAAUAAUCUUCAGAAAGAAUCUUUAAUAUUUAUGAAAGGAGUCAUGGAUGAAUGUACUCAUGUAGCAAAUUUCUCAGUUCCAGUUGACCCAAGCCUCAUUAUAGUGGUUCAAGCCAAAGAAGAUGCCUAUAUUCCACGAACGGGAGUUCGAAGUCUACAAGAAAUUUGGCCUGGUUGUGAAAUCCGAUAUCUAGAAGGGGGUCAUAUUAGUGCUUAUCUUUUUAAGCAAGGACUGUUCAGACAAGCCAUCUAUGAUGCAUUUGAACGCUUCCUCCAUAAGUAUGCUAACUAAUUGGAUAACAUCAGGUAAACAGUACAGCCAUCAUGUUUAUAACAAAAGGAAUUUUCAUCCUAUGAUGAUGUGAAGAACAAGCCAACAGCAAUAUAUAUCUAAUUGCUUAUCAAUUUAGUUUGGAAUUCAGUGUUAUAGAUCCAUCAGCUACAAACUUUGAAUACAUUUGAAUAAUUUUAAAACCAUACUUGAAUUAAAUAAUGCGAAAUAUUUUUAUUAUUGUUCGUUGGAAUCCCAUAUACUAAAUUUCUAGCCUAUCGUUACUAUUUAUGAAAACUUUAAAUUUUUAAUUAUGAAUAAUUCAUUAAUUUAAAAUAAAUUUAUUCACAGGAACCCUGUUGGUUUUUAAUAGAAGUGCUAAAUCAAACUAAGAUUGUAAUUUAGCAGUCUGUACUGUGUACCCUUAUAAUGAUAUUUUGCUAUUGAUUUGAGAAACAUGUUUAGUUCUUUUUUCAAUGUCUGGUGAAUUUCUAAUCUUGUUUUCAACUUUAGUUAACUUUCUGCCUUGGGAAUAAAUACUUAUGAUGUGUAAAAUCAGUGUUAACUUUGAAUUCUAAAAAAUCCUGAUUGCCUUGUACAUAAGUGUUUUUAAUAAUGAAAGCACAUGUUGAAAUGCAGAUAAGAUACAUUAGACUUGGCUAGACUUUAAAACUUUAACGAAGAUUAGGUUAGAAUAAAAUGCCAAACAUAUUUCCCCUGCUUAAAAGGUUUCAAUUCAUUGUUACUUUCUUUGCAUUAUUAUUAUUAUUGCUUAAUAUUUCGAUGUACCAUUCCUUUUCUGAAUGUAUUUGUUUGUUCUUUUCAAGGUUUUUGUUUCUAAUCCUUAUCUUAAACAUUGUUAUUGUUAUUAAAUUUUAAGUCUUUUUAAUUUUGUGAAGGCAAAAAAAUAUGGAAACCUAAUUAACACACGUAUAUGUAAAAAUAAAAAUUAAAAAAAGUUUCAAUUCACAAAAAAUGGAAAUAUUAGAAGACCUAUUGCAUUAAUUGAUGGAUACUUUGUCAAACAUUUUUUGUAUGCCUACUCUUCAGUUUGCUAAACAUCCGAUUUUACCCAAGUGCUCAACAGUUUGGGCUUUUUAAUUUCAGAAUUUCAUAGACACAUAUAAAAUUGAUUUGUCCCAUAUAAACUCUAUUUUACAGAAAAGACUUAAAAAUUUAUAUAAUACUAACUUUUAAAAAUGGGAGCUUAGAAGGCUAGAUUUGGUGCUUUUUAUGGUAAACAUCUUUAGCUGAAAGCUAACAUGUCAAAGAAAAAAGUAGAAAAUAUUUUGAGUAUUGUAUGAAGUUUUGGAGUAAGCCUAUUUGAGUUUUCUUUGAAAUCUGUAUUGUCUAUGAAUUCUUUUUAAAUAGGUAUUCUUAGUCUUGUGAGACUAUUUGAAUUAUAAUGUGCCUUUUCAGCCUUGUGAAAGAUUUUGUCACUCUAAUGCCUCAUCCAUCAUCUUAAUUUUUUACAACUGUUUAAAAAUUGAUGUGAAGUCAUAAUGGCAGACAAAGUAGUAACUUCUUUUUUUUUUUUUUUUUUUAUUUAUUGUUGGGGAUUCAUUGAGGGUACAAUAAGCCAGUUACACUGAUUGCAAUUGUUAGGUAAAGUCCCUCUUGCAAUCAUGUCUUGCCCCCAUAAAGUGUGACACACACUAAGGCCCCACCCUCCUCCCUCCAUCCCUCUUUCUGCUUCCCCCCACCAUAACCUUAAUUGUCAUUAAUUGUCCUCAUAUCAAGAUUGAGUACAUAAGAUUCAUGCUUCUCCAUUUUCAAAGUAGUAACUUCUUUAAAACUGCCUUGGCAUCCCACCUACAGUUUAUACCUAUUUCAACUAUAGCAUAUUCAGAAAAGAGUCUUUAGUUUUUAACUGAAAGUACAAAAUCUACUAAAGUUCUACAAAAUACCCUUUAAAGAUAAAGUAAAACAUUGUCAAUUGAAUUACAAUGAUUUUCUUAUGUCAUGUUUAUAGUGAGUUGAUAUGAUUAAAUGCUUUCUGAUCAAUGGCUUUAGUAAAACCAGUAUUUUAAUUUUUACAUAAAUGUUUCUUAUAAUUUCCUAUAGAGUGUGAAUUUCUAUUAGUAAAAGAAUGAGGCAGGCGGAAUGGCUCACACCUGUAAUUCUAGAAUUCAGGAGGAUUGCUUGGGGCCAGGGUUUGGGAUCAGCCUGAGCACCACAGUGAGACCCUGUCUCUACAGAAAAUACAAAAAUUAGCCAACCAUGGUAGAGCAUGCCCAUAGUCUCAGGUAUUUUUAGAAGACUGAACAGGAGGAUCCCUUGAGUCCACUAGUUUUGGUUGCAGUGAGCUGUGAUGAUGCCAUAGUACUCGAGCCUGUGCAACAAAGAAAACCCCUAUCAAAAAAAAAAAUGAAAUUUUGAUUUUGUUUCAAUAAUUUUCCCCAAAUAAAAUGUGAGAGAUGCUAUUUUUAAACUUUCAUCUCUUAAUCAGAUAUUUUAGCUGGUUGUGGUGGCUCAAUAUCUGUAAACCUAGCACUCUGAGAGGCUAAGAUGAGUGGAUCACCUGAGCUCAGGAGUUCAACACCAGCUUGAGCAAGAGUGAGACCCUGUCUCUAUUAAAAAUAGAAAAAUUAGCUGUGUGUUGUGGUGGGCACUUGUAGCCCCAGCUACUGGAGAAGCUAAGGCAAGAGGAUCACUUGAGCCUAGGAGUUUGAGGUUUCUGUCAGCUAUGCUUUCCUGGUACUCUACCCCUGGUGACAGAGUGAGACUAUCUCAAAAAAAAAAAAAAAAAAAAGAGAGAAAUAAAACCAGAUAUUUUAAGAAUAUAUCCAUGAAACUACCUCAGGUAAUUAACUCAAGUACAGAAUACGUUUUCUUUCUUUUUUUUUUUUUUUUUUUUGUAGAGACAGAGUUUCACUUUAUUGCCCUCAGUAGAGUGCUGUGGCGUCACACAGCUCACAGCAACCUCCAAUUCCUGGGCUUAGGCGAUUCUCCUGCCUCAGCCUCCCGAGUAGCUGGGACUACAGGCGCCCGCCACAACGCCCAGCUAUUUUUGGUUGCAGUUCAGCCGGGGCUGGGUUUGAACCCGCCACCCUCGGUAUAUGGGGCCGACGCCUUACCGACUGAGCCACAGGCACCGCCCCAGAAUACCUUUUCUUAGAAUUUUUUUACCCACUUUCCCCAAAAUAGUGGCUCAAGUAUUCAUAUAUAUAUAUAACUUCAAAGAAGUGCUGAAGAAGUGCUAUCUGCCAUUUUUGAAAAUGAGGUUCUACAUAAAAUGCUAGAAAUUCAUGUGCACCAGGGUUAUAAACUCAUAGUUCACACAGGCCAGUUUGACCCACGGUUGUUUCAUCUGGUGUACAUAAUGUUUCGAAGAUUUCUGAAUUUGUAAAGCCUUUAGAUUGGGCUUGCAUUCCUCAGUUUGCCACAGUCCCUUGGACUCCCUCAUACAUCAGACUUCUCCUCUACUUUGUAUUUCCUGCUUAGCUCUGAAGACAUGUAAGUUUGAGACCCUCCAAUUUUAGAUCUGUGAUUAGAAAAUGUUUCUGAAUUUCAUGAUUUGCUAUUGAUGUAAUUACUAUUAAAGUCAUUUUAGCAUAUAUAUUUUAGAUUUUUUAAUGAAUGUAUUUUAAUUUGGUGCUUUCUUUUAAAGAUUAUUGAAUUAUUAAUACUAUAACCGAAAUAAAAAUCAUUUUCAAAUAUUUUGUAUUUUACAAUAAAAGUCUAUUUA